Puccinia graminis f. sp. tritici CRL 75-36-700-3 is the source of this 2187-nucleotide messenger RNA. RefSeq lists its product as uncharacterized. Gene Ontology annotation, biological process: fungal-type cell wall biogenesis; transmembrane transport. The coding region runs from base 1 to 2187 and encodes 728 amino acids. The transcript has 5 exons. The record is from RefSeq and is a predicted model, not a curated record. NCBI's taxonomy places the organism in Eukaryota, Fungi, Basidiomycota, Pucciniomycetes, Pucciniales, Pucciniaceae.
AUGGGAUUCCUGUCAUCCAAGCCCAACCAUCAUCCAUACUCCAGAUGGAUCGCCCUCACUCUGAUUUGUCUAUCCCAACUAACCACCCUAACCUCGGCCGGAUCUGAGAUCAUCGAAACUAGUUCGGUUUCGUACUGUUCAGAUCCUCUGGCCAUCCUGGUCGAUACAUUCGAUGUGCGCUACUCCAAGCUGAACUCGACCUUGGACUUUGAUCUCUCGGCAGCCUCGGUCACCAGAGGACUUAACCUGGAGGCCCAACUGAACCUGAAUGCGUAUGGGAUCCAUGCCUUGAAUCUAUCGAUCGACCUCUGUUCGGUACUCUCGGGCGUCCUGUGUCCCCUGCCGACCUACAACUUCACCGGCUCUGGCCAGUACUCCAUCCCAGCCAGCCGGAUCCCUUCGAUCCCCGCCCUCGCCUGGUCAGUCCCCGACAUCGAGGCUGUCUUCACCAUCGAACUCAUCGAUAGUUCCUCCAGGCAAGCCGCCGCCUGUCUCCAAGUCACCCUCACCAAUGGCCUCACCGUCGGCCACAAGUCCGUCGCUUGGGUCUCCGCCGCCUUCCUCAUCCUCUCCGCCCUCAUCGCCCUCGGAGCUGCUAUCAUCGCCCCCUCCUCUGUCCUGCUCACCGCCCCUGCCUCCUUCUUCUAUCUCUUAGGAAACCAACUCCAGCAGAUGGCCAUGACCGGCAUGCUCAGUCUGAACUAUCCCGUUGUCCUGCGUACAUGGACUACUAAUUUUGCAUAUUCGGUCGGCUUGAUCUCGAGUCGGGCAAUCAGUCGAGCCAUUGAUGAUCUGCGAGACCGGACCGGCGGGAACGGGUUCAAGACCACCCAAGACACGGUGGCGUUCAUCUCGCGGCUAUACUCGCCCUUCAACCAACAGCGGGGCACUGUCGACACCCACACAGACACCUCUAGCUCGGCACGGGCCUUGUUUGUCAAGGACACGAUGCACCAGCUGAUCAGUGGGGCAUACCAGAAUGCGCCGGCCUACCACAACAGCACGACCUCUCCUAGCCACCAUCUCGUGGCGCGCCAGGCACUCGACUCCUCCGGCUUCGUCUCCACCGUGCCAAGACCACGUCAUACCGUCCCGGUUGUCACUCGCAAUACCACCCUGCUCGAUCCCGGCCUGGCCGCAUACGUCAAUAAAGUCGGCUUCCCAGUCGAGAAUGCGUUCAUGUUCUUGUUCAUGUGGUUGUUGAUCCUCACGGCCUUCUUCCUAGCCUGUUUCCUACUCACCUCGCUAGUCCUCCUCAUCAUACCCUCCCGGACUCGCUCGCCGUUACAGAAGCUAGUCAGACUCAGUCCAGUCAGUCUAGCCAUCGGACUCCGAGCGCUCCUGUUCGUCUACCCCCCGCUGUCCCUGUUCACCUUCUGGCAAUGGCGCCUCGGCUCCUCAGACGCUCGGGCCCCCAUCUUCUUCAGCAUCGUCAUCUGGCUCGGUUCCUCGGUCGCCCUCGGCUUCAUCGGUUGGCGUCUCUUCCGCCAUUACUCUCGUGGACACCCUUGGAAUUGGUCCGUCGCCCUCGUCGGCAUGUUCAAGCCUGGUAAAUGGUGGCUCAUGGGUCCCUUGACUCUUAUCUCCUUAUUAAGAGCCGCAUUUAUUGGUUUCGGCCAGGGGUCUGGACAAACACAAGUGAUCAGUGAGAUGAUCCUACUAACGAUCCGAUUCGGUCUGAUGGUCGUGUACCGCCCAUUUGGGGCGACGCUGACGAAUGUUGCGGCGAUUAUCCAAGCGACGAUGGGCGUGGUCCAGUCGGUGAUCUUGCAAUUCCUUGUGCCCUCCUUGGAGAUCAAGCCGAUUCCCCGGACGGUGCUCGGCUUUGGGAUGAUCGCCGUACACACGAUCGGCUUCUUGGCCGUCAUCAUCUUUGGAGGAUGGCCAUUGAUUGGCGAGUUACGGACAGUGCUUCGCAGGGACAGAGGCGACCGAUUGGCCGUCGUCGAUCCCGAAGACCGAGAGAAGAUUAGCAAGGAAGAUCAAGACUUGAUGGCCGAGCGGAACCACUCGAUGAACCGGAUGACUCUGACCGACUCCCACGAGCACGACCACGACGCCCGUCUCUCCCAGCCCAGCCCCGCCGAAGACGCCACUCUCACCCUCAACGACGACGACCAUCCGCUUUAUCUCGUCCCUGAUAAUGACCCUCAUCAGGCCCUCAAAGACCAUCGUCUUCAUCACUAG